Molecule: messenger RNA, 1143 nt
Organism: Magallana angulata
Lineage: Eukaryota; Metazoa; Mollusca; Bivalvia; Ostreida; Ostreidae
Product: perlucin-like protein
Exons: 4
Coding region: 14-715 (233 amino acids)
Molecular function (GO): signaling receptor activity
Source: RefSeq, a predicted model, not a curated record
CGCAGAAGAAAACAUGUUCCAAACAUGGCAUUAUGUUUUCGUCACUCUAUUUCUUGAAGUUUUCUGUAAGCAGAGAAGUGUUUCUUACUCUGUAGUGGACAUCGAGGCGCCUAACUACCCAUUAACGGUGCCUUAUCCAGAUUUCAGUAUUUUGCAAUGCGGAACGCUGUGCACAGAAGAUAGCUAUUGCACAGAGUUUCUAUUCAACAAAACAAACAAACAGUGCAACGCAGUCCAUUGCGUAAACAAGCCAGGCUACUCGUAUCAGUUUUUGAGUCCGAAAAAUGACCAACUACUCCGUUUCCGGAAAGAUUUGAACUGGAUAGAGUACAUGGGACAUUAUUAUUAUCAUGUAGAAAAAAAUGCCACGUGGGAAGAAGCCAAGUUGGAGUGUCAGAAGCUGUGCUCUUACCUUGUGGAGAUCAACAGUAAAGAGGAAUCCGAUUGGCUGGCUGCUUCAUUUCUCAUGAAAGACAGUUGUGACAGCAACAUUUACCUUAGUUGCACCGCAUGGACAGGGGGUAACGACAGAAGCACAGAGGGAGGAUAUUUAUGGGACCAUACGAACUCGCUAAUAAGCUUUACUAACUGGUACAUCGGAGAACCGAACGGACGAGAUGGUGAAAACUGCAUUCAUUUAACGAACGAUGGGAGAUGGAAUGACAUAUGGUGUGAUACACCGCUGUAUUACAUUUGUGAAAAAAAUUAUAUUUAAGUCACGGUUUUCAGUUUCGAUUAGAAAGAUAAGUCUAAAUUUGUUUCUGUCGAGAAAGAAAACUCUUGCAUGAGAGAGGACAACCCAAGAAUAUCACGAAAAUGGAGUCAACGUAUAUUAAAGAUUCCACAAGUUGUCAAUUAAACAUUUAAAAUAAUUUUAUAAUAUUACAUGUUUUUAUAUAACGUAUUUUGACCAGAUUUUUAUUUUAUCUUUUUCAAAUCUUCAGUUAUCCUUUGAAUCUUUUGCAAAUAGCCUGAUAGGAAAUGCCAUUAUCAUACAAUAAAAUACAGUACUUUGAUUUUAUAUCGCAUUGUAAGUUUCGUUUCAUACACACCUUACGUAAAUAUGGCUGUACUUCCGAUUGUUUGUGUUAAUAUCCAGUCCAAUUAUUUGUGCUCAAUGCAUCCAAUAUAUGCAUGUUAUUC